This is a messenger RNA of Tripterygium wilfordii, 2811 nucleotides long. Its product is annotated as peptidyl-prolyl cis-trans isomerase CYP95-like. The transcript is spliced from 14 exons. Gene Ontology annotation, biological process: protein peptidyl-prolyl isomerization. Lineage: Eukaryota; Viridiplantae; Streptophyta; Magnoliopsida; Celastrales; Celastraceae. Gene Ontology annotation, molecular function: peptidyl-prolyl cis-trans isomerase activity. The record is from RefSeq and is a predicted model, not a curated record. The coding region runs from base 80 to 2401 and encodes 773 amino acids.
AAUUAUACACGGGAUAACUGUUGACGCCUGAUCAUGAUUUUUACUUGAAUUCUAAUAGUGAGACUGGAAAACACAGAGGAUGGCAAAGAAGAAGAACACGCUGGUUUUUAUGGAUGUUUCUAUUGAUGGUGAUCCUAUUGAAAGAAUGGUUUUUGAGCUGUUCUAUGAUGUUGCACCCAAGACUGCAGAAAAUUUCCGUUCCCUCUGUACAGGUGAAAAGGGAAUUGGUCCUAAAACAGGACGACCAUUGCAUUUCAAAGGGACCUUCUUUCACCGCAUCAUGAGGGGUUCAAUGGCAGAGGGUGGCGAUUUAUUGAGACAAGAUGGUGCUGGUGGAGAAAGCAUAUAUGGGGGAAACUUUCCAGACGAGUCGCCCCAGCUAAAGCAUGAGGGACCAGGUCUACUUUCUAUGUCAAUUUCUGAUCGUGAUAAUUCUGGUUCUAUUUUCAUCAUCACUUUUAAGGCCAGUCAACAUCUUGACAGGAAGCAUAUAGUUUUUGGUAAGCUUGUGAAAGGAGAUGAAGUACUGAAAAAAAUUGAAGAUGCCGGUGACGAAGAAGGAAGGCCAGCUGUAACAGUGAAAGUGAUCAAGUGUGGUGAAUUUGAUGAGGACGUGACAAAAGUAAGCAAACUGAAGGCAGGAACAAAUGCUUCCCGUGAGGCCAAUAGUCAUGAAAUACGGAAGAGGGGAAAACACAAGAAAUCUUCUAGAGACAGAAGGAAGAAGAGGAGAAGAUACUACUCAUCUGAUACGGAGAGUUCCUCCGAUUCUGAGACCGAGUCAUCUGAAUCUGAUAGUGAUUCUGAUUCAUCUUUAUUGUCAUCCACUGAUGACACCUCUUCAAGUGAUGACAGGCGCAAAAAGAGGAAGAGGUCUUCUAAAAGAGACAAAUAUAGGCGACUAAAAAGAAGAGAUAGGAAACGUGAUAAGAAGCGAAAGCGGCGUGAUAAGAGGUCUAAGCACCGAUCAAGAAGGGCCUCGGAUUCUGAGAGUGAGAGCAAAAGUGGAAGUAGCUCUGAUGAUGGUAUUGAUGCUCAAGGGGAGGAUAAAAAAUGUAAAGAUCUUUCACAGAAAACUGCUGCUGUUCAAUCUCUUGUGACAGGAGAAGAAGAAACUAUUUCCACACGACGUAAAUUGAGAGCAGAAGCAGGUAUUAUUGAAAAGGAAAGCAGUCGGUCCCCCAAAGAAAAUGGUGAACGACAUAGCAAUGGCAUUGAAGCAGAUGCUAAGUCUAAUGGGAGUGCUGAUAGAGAGCCUGAUGUGGUCGAUGAUCACCCAGGCAAAUCUAGGAGCCGCAGCAUGAGUCCGAAGAGGACCAUGAGUAAGAGUAUUAGUCCCAGGAGGAGUAUGAGCAGGAGCCCAACUGCUAGUCCUAAGAGGAGCAUGAGCAGGAGCCCAAGUGUCGGUAGAAGCCCUCCUCCGGUCACGCGGAGGAGUCUCAGCAGAAGUCCUGCCAGAAAAGUUAGCAGUCGAAGUCCAUCUAUAAGCAGAAGCCCAGUGAGGGGCAGAAAGGGUCGUAGCAUCAGCAGGAGCCCAGUGAGGGUUCAGUCUCGAAGAAGCAGUAGCAGGAGCCCCAUGAAAUCCCUGUCUCGGAGAAGCCUUACUAGAAGUCCAGCCAGAACAUCUUCUUUGAGAUACUUUAGCAGAAGCCCGGUGAGAUCUUCUCGAAGAAGCAUAAGCAGGAGUUCAGGUCGGGCUCCUUCUAGGAGAAGUAUUAGCAGAAGUCCAAUUAAGCCCCCAAGCAGGAAUACCCGUCGCAGCUAUUCACGGAGCCCUUCACCUGUACCUAGAGCCAGGUCACCUCCUGCUCGAGGAAGAAGUUUGUCUAGAAGUGUUUCUCCGGAUGGGUCCUCCAAGCGAAUUAGAAGAGGGCGAGGUUUUAGUCAGCGUUACUCUUUUGCUCGGAAAUACCGAACCCCCUCUCCAGAUCGUUCUCCUGUUAGAUCUUAUCGCUACAGUGGCAGAGUUGACCGUGACAGAUAUUCGAGUUACAGAAGGUAUUCUCCAAGGCGUUAUAGAAGUCCACCAAGAGGAAGAACUCCUCCAAGGUACAGGAGCAGGAGGAGCAGGACAAGGAGCCCAUCCGUAUCACGCAGGAGAAGCAGGACUAGGAGCCCCUCUGUAUCACGCAGUCCACCCUAUCGCAGCCGUCGUUUUAGUCGUAGUCCCAUUCAAAGUCGAUCCCCAGUUGAAGUAUCUAGAUCCCGUGCAUCACCGCAGGCCGAGAGGCGGCGGUCACCUUUGAGGCGCAGGAGUCCAACAGAAUCUCACUCAUCAUUGGAGUCCCAUUCUCCUAGGCGCCCAAGCAAAGAUGUGUCAAGAUCAUCUUCUGGAAGCCCUGGAAAUAAGAAGGGUCUGGUAUCAUAUGAUGAUGGUUCUCCCGACUCCGGUCAAAGGUAAAACGAGUGAAAAUCGGGGCAGCAAUAUGCAUUUGGUUUGAAUGAGCACAAGUUUCUCUGCAUACUGUCUCCAUCUGGACUUCAAUUAUCUCCUCCUCGUCAGAGUCUAUCUAUUAUCAGUUGUUAAAUGUCUAUUUUUGUAGUUUGUUUUAGAUUGAUCCGUGGUCUGUUGUUAAGGCUUUAUUUUCAAUAAUGGAUUAAACGGUCAUGCGAGGUUAGUAUGUCUCUACUUUAUUGUACUGCAGUGAUUUGACUGGUUAUUCCCGACUUUUAAUUCGGUGCCUUCCUGGAAUAAUCAUGGGAGAGUUUUUACCACAAGCUGCUACUCCCAUCGAUGGGAUGCCCCUGCUUAAUAUGGAUAGGAUCUACUCUUAAUGGCUUUUCAAUUUGAGAAAUUUGAGUUUUUAUUAA